UUAGGUCAACCAUUCUUUCUAAUUGUUUGCUGGUACAAAUUGAUGAUUAAAUAAUGAGUAGUACCAGUGCCGAAAGUUCAUUUUCAGCUUCUGAAGGGACUUCAAGUCAAGCUACUCCAGAAACUUCAGACGUUUUUAGCGAGAUUACAGAAUUUUUCACAGAAAAUCAAGAGAUUUUCAUAAAGACUGGCAUUGGAACGGGGGGAUUCCUGCUGGGAAUAAUCUUAAUGUUGAUUGUUUCCAAAUGUAAGAGAAAAAAGGAAACAGAAGUUAGUAACACGUCAAACAAUGGCGUGAUUACAAAUGGACGUACACAGGAAGAGAUGGACAGCCUGCUGCAAAAGUAUAUCAAUGACGCCAACACUAUGAAAAAACAAUGGCAGAACACAUCAUCCCAGAUUUAUACUUCUCAGCAGCAUGCAUCUUAUGUCGAAGACGAUUUACCCCUGCAAUCAAUGGAUAUUGUACACAUCAGCCAUCAAGAAUCUACAGUUAACUAUCCAUCAGCGAAUGAACAAGUACCACAAAGUGAAUACACCAACAGUGGUGUGGUUCAAAGUUACAGAGAUGAAGACAUUAACGGAGCGAACGAGGGUACUGCGAGGGGUGAAAAUUAUUUUCUUCUACAGAAAGACUUCGUGGAAAUAAAUGGAAUGCACAAUGAGACUGUCCCACAUGGAUAUAGCGCGGACAAUUACUUUCUGUUAGAAAAAGAUUUUGUUGAAGGCACUGAUUUACAGGAUUUAGAGGAUCAGAGCCAAUUUACCGUGAUGUAAUAUAUUUAUAAAUUCAUGUGAGUUUCACAGGAAACAAGUAUCUCUUAAUAUUUGAAUCGAAACAGAUAUUAAAAAAUACAGUAAAACCCUAUUACAGUACAUGUAUAUGCAAUUAAUUAACACUUAAAUUGUAGUCAUUUUCUUUCCUUGUAGUUUUAAAAUAUAAAAUUAACUUCAUAAUAGAAAUACAUGUAUAGAAUUUGAUUCGUCCUUGGUGCUCAUUGUUAGCUUGUGCUACUGUAUGUAAAUUCAAGCUUUUCAGAAAACAAUGACCCAUAUGUCUUUGCAUCCCUAUCAUGUAACAAUGCUUCAUCAAAAGUAUCAACAAAGUAAGUUUCUAAAUGACAUGUUUCCAUGAGGGAUUUUUCUGAUAAUGAAGCACAUUUAAGGUACAAAAAAUGUAUAUAUUUACCUCCUUCAUUGGUAGCAAUUCUCAAUUUGUGAAUUGCUGGUGAUUAACAUAUGCAAAUAGACAAAUUUUUAAGCGUCAUUUAAAAAAAAAUACA
Saccostrea echinata is the source of this 1282-nucleotide messenger RNA. RefSeq lists its product as uncharacterized. The record is from RefSeq and is a predicted model, not a curated record. NCBI's taxonomy places the organism in Eukaryota, Metazoa, Mollusca, Bivalvia, Ostreida, Ostreidae. Bases 54 to 776 code for a protein of 240 amino acids. The transcript is spliced from 6 exons.